GAUACGUUCAGUUCACCACUGUAAUCACACGAUAAGGCUUCACAAGCGACAGGGGGUAGGCAGAGAUAUGGAGGAGGAGAAACCCUGACUUUGGAGGCAUCUGUGAACAAGAUCGGAUGAACAUUGCGGUCGACCAUUAGCAGGUAUCAUUUCACCCUUGAGGAUACCGCAACGGUGUAUGACCGAUGCGAAUUACGCUCGCCGAAUCAAGCAUCCGAGCGCAUAUGAAGACAACGUAGACUACAUACACGGAGGCCCAUCUCCACCAUGCUUUCCCGCAACCUGCGUACGGCUGCUGUGGACUUGCCUGGGGUGGGAUCCAGGGAUGUGCCUCUCAUCGGCUACCGGCCCCUGCAGCCCGACACAGACCGACCCUGCGAUGGGUCAGGCAAAACACCAGACACAAAGCAAACUGACACUACACCGGUGGAGCCUUCACCCAUGAAAACGACGUGGUACUGCCCGCUGGACCUGUCGACGGUGUCUGAAGAGGAGGAGGAUGGCAUCAUGUACACGGUGGUGGUGAAGCAACAGCAUGGCCCCCCCUCUGGUCCUCUGUCGCCCAGGUCCCGCUCGCGGUGCGUGAAGGCCGGCACGGAAGAGAAGCUCGUCCUCCACCUCCUGCACGCCUACUCCGUGGGCGACUCCUCCUUCGUCUCCAUCUUCCUGUCCACGUACCGCUCCUUCACCACCACGGAGAGAGUGCUGGGCAUCCUCGCCGACAGAUUAGAAUGCCCGCCGGGUGAGAGCACGAGGACGCAGACAAGACAGGCCUUCAACAAGGCGGUGUGCAGCAUCUUCAGCACGUGGCUGAGCGAGUACCCCGAGGACUUCCGCUCCCUGGGGGACGCGGCGUCUCUGCUGCGCGUGGCCCCCCUGUUGCCCAGCGACCCGGCGGGGGCCGAGCUGAGGGGCCGCGUGCUGCGGGUGGCCGAGGAGCUGAGCGAGAGGGAGCUGCUCUCCGGACCGCCCAGAGACAGGGGUCUGUCGGUGAGUUCCACAGGCGACAGGACACAAUUUGAUGCCUCCCACAUCCUGGGCUUCCCCGCCGACGUGAUCGCUGAACAGCUCACUAAGAUCGAGACAGAGCUGUUUCUGCAGCUGGUGCCCUACCACUGCCUGGGCUCGCUGUGGUCCCAGCGGGACAAGAAGGGGCGCGAGGGCCAGUGCUGGUCGGUGCGGGAGACGGUACGGCAGUUCAACCGGCUGGCCAAUGCCGUCAGCGCCUCCUGCCUGUGGCGGACGGACCUGCGCAGCCAGCAGCGGGCCCGGCUGGUGGAGAAGUGGAUCAGCGUGGCCGAGGCCUGUCGCGCCAGAAAGAACUUCUCCUCCCUCUAUGCCAUUGUGUCGGCGCUCCAAAGUAACCCCUUGCACAGACUAAGAAGGACUUGGCAGGAAACUGACAGGGAGGCGGUAAAACGAUACGAGGAGCUGUCGUCCAUAUUCUCCGAGCGAGACAACUACUCACAAAGCCGCGAGCUCCUCAAGGAGGAGGGCACUUCCAAAUUCACAAACCUGGACUCAAAGUCCAGUGCUCAGGGCACGGUGCCUUACCUGGGCAUCUUCCUCACUGACCUCACCAUGCUGGACACGGCUGUAAAGGACAAACUGGAGAAUGGCUACAUCAACUUUGACAAGAGAAGGCGGGAGUUUGAGGUUCUCGCCCAGAUUCGUCUGCUGCAGUCGUCCUGUAAGAACCGCACCUUCACCUCAGAUGAGGGCUUUCUGUACUGGUACCACAGUGUACCCUCGCUUAGCGAAGAGGAGAGCUACCGAUUAUCUAAUCAGAUUGAAGCUCCCUGUGAGCCCAGCCCUGCCCGCAGUGUGAACCCUACUGUGAUCAUCACCCAGUGUCCCAACUCAAACUCUGCUGUGUGCAAUGCUUCAUUGGAGGAUGGAUUGUUUGACUUCCCUUCACCCGUCAACCAACUCUUGUCCAAGUUGGCAAAGCACAUGAAAUCCCCAUCUGUCUCCUGCCUGGAUGUUGAUUCCUCCCCUCCUGUACCAGCUGACCACGCCCCCAUUGCACUGACGCCAUCCACACCUGUCAAAUCACACCGCCGGUCCGUCUCUUGCGGCAACAAUCCCACCAGUAACAACCAAGGGUCGGGGCCCGACAUGCGAAUCAUCCGGAUACGCAUGGAUCUGCAAGAUGGAAAUUUGUACCGAAGCAUUCUGGUUACCAGUAAUGACAAAACUCCCUCGGUAAUCCGCUCAGCAUUAGAGAAGCAUAACCAAGACCCCACUGAAGCCUCCAAAUACGAGCUCAUCCAACUGCUGCCGGAGGGGAAAGAGCUGACCAUUCCUGCCACAGGAAAUGUCUUCUACGCCAUGACCUCAUCGAGUGUCGACUUCCUGCUGCGGCGACGCAGUGGAAGCCCGCCGGCCGGCUCCCUGUCCAUCUCCACGGAGACCAGCGCCACCUUCCCGCGGGUCAAAAACAAAGCUCACCGGCUGUGCCGCACCCUCUUCUGAUGCCCCCACGCCGCCGUGCCCACAUCCAAGUAUUCACAAGUGGCCUACCAGGACACGGGGCGUGUGUGGUCCAGGCCCAGGCCCACAGAGUGAUCCAGUUCUUCCUCAGCACAACCGUUGAGCCGUGAGGUGAAGCUAAUCAGCUGGCCGCGAGUAUGAAAGAAUGAGGCAAAAGCCCUGGACGUUCCCAUUGGACCCUGACCAAUUCAAACUCUGCCAAGUACCGAGAGCCCAAGUACUGACUUAAAGAGGAAGUCAACAUAGGAGAUGUAUAAGUAGGAGUGAGACAUAUUUUUGAGGACCAGCUCAGUAUAUAUAGUAUAUAUAUUAUAUAUACAGUAUAUAUUAUUUUAAUGAAACACAUUUCAUAUGCCUUGUUUCUUUUACUAGGGACAGUUGCAAUGACCCUAAUCGAGAGGUUUUCAUUAAGAUGGAUGAGAAGUUCAAGAGGUUCUUAAUGAAGCUGUUUUGUGUCCAGAGAGCCACCUGUUUGCCCUCAGAAUCAGUCAGAGAUCGUGUUUUACUUCCUGCAGUAGGAUAGCACAGGUGAACUAACUGCAACAUUACACUAAUCUAAUGGUGAGCACUUACAGAUGGUACGGCGGACUCCUCCAUUGACAUUUACCUGAUCUCUGCACUGUUCUGGAUGCGCCUCACCAUCCAUGUUACUGAACCAAAGUCUAAAAUAUGCAUUAUGUUUCAACCAUCAUGAAGUACAUUACAUUUCCGCUAAGUACUUGAAGCACUGCCGGCAAAGCUUUGACAAAAUAUUCAUCUGCACAAUUUUUUUUUUUAAAGAAUAUGCAAAUAUUGGUUAAAUAGAUUUAUGUAAAAAAAAAUACACUUGAGAGCAACACAAGCUGAUAUGUAUAUAAUGCCUUAUUUGGGGUGUAGUUGAAACUGUUGAGGAACAGUUGUCGUUGGUUUGCUGUUAGGCUCUGGUGACACCUGGCUGCCUUUUACUGUGGUGCUGUUGACGUCUCUCUCCUGAGACUGAGGCUUUAAGAAGGGCUAGGAAGAGGAGACAUUCCUGUUUCUGUGUGUGUAUGUAUGUGUGUGUGUGUGUGUUCUGUUUGUCCCCUGUUGUUGCCUGUAGUCUGUUGUGGUUAAGUGCCUUGUGUUCUCAGGUGCCCUUGCCUUCAUGCAUGCUUUGAACUGCACAUGGUCAGAGUUCAAAGGUCAAGAGUAAUUUCUGUACAGUAUAAUGUGUCUAUGACCAAUGAUUAUGCACUACAGUACGUACUACCUGGUCUUGAUGUACAAUAAAGUUAUGUUUUGAUACCAUA
Molecule: messenger RNA, 3761 nt
Organism: Sardina pilchardus (European sardine)
Lineage: Eukaryota; Metazoa; Chordata; Actinopteri; Clupeiformes; Clupeidae
Gene: rgl2
Product: ral guanine nucleotide dissociation stimulator-like 2
Exons: 20
Coding region: 268-2475 (735 amino acids)
Biological process (GO): Ras protein signal transduction; positive regulation of GTPase activity
Cellular component (GO): plasma membrane
Molecular function (GO): guanyl-nucleotide exchange factor activity
Source: RefSeq, a predicted model, not a curated record